Pestalotiopsis fici W106-1 is the source of this 1032-nucleotide messenger RNA. RefSeq lists its product as uncharacterized. The transcript is spliced from 4 exons. Gene Ontology annotation, molecular function: chromatin binding; DNA binding. The record is from RefSeq and is a predicted model, not a curated record. Gene Ontology annotation, cellular component: pericentric heterochromatin. Gene Ontology annotation, biological process: negative regulation of transcription by RNA polymerase II; chromatin organization. Lineage: Eukaryota; Fungi; Ascomycota; Sordariomycetes; Amphisphaeriales; Sporocadaceae. Bases 1 to 1032 code for a protein of 343 amino acids.
AUGCCUUCUCCCGUUUCCAAGGAUGAUCACGCCCGCGAAGAUGAAGAGAUUCCUCAAGUCGCAUCCGACCUUAUCGAGGUCAACGUAGACAAUCAAGAAUCUGGCAAGCACGCUGACAAUGGCCUGUCUCUGGAAUUGAACACCAACCCCAAGCCUAGCGAUGAGGCCCCCAAGAAGCGAGGCCGUCCGUCGAAAAAGGGCAAGAAGCUCCCAUCCACCCCCAUCAAGACAUCUUCCCCAGUCCUCGAGAAGAUGUCAUCCAAGAAGGCAACACCCACGGUUGUUCGUCUCAGCGAAGGCGAUAAUGAUGAAGAUGACAGUGGCAAUGAUAGCGGCGAAGUCAACGUUGAGUUCGAUCUUCCGGCCAUCUCUGAAUUAUUUUCCAAGGAAAAGCGUGCCCGCGAGCUCUCGGAAGAUGAUAACGCUGGCGAGCUCGAAGUUCGCCCCAAGAAGCGAGGCCGCACCUCCAAGAACGUUAAGACUGCCAUUGUAGAGCAAGAAAACGAAGGCUCACAACCCGCCCGCAAGCCGCGUGGCAGACCCAGAAAGUCAGCAUCUGCUGCACAGGCUAGUGAUGGAGCCAAGAAGUCUGCCGAGUCCAUUUCACUUUCGAAAAAGAGUGACAAGAGCGCUUCACCAGCCAAAGUUGGUGACCACGCACCACGACGCUCAAGUCGAGCUGCUUCAGAGUCUGCCAAGGUCAACAUGUCUGAACAAACCAAGAAACAGAAGCAGCCUGCCAUCAAGACAGACUUCCUUUCUUCCAAAGGCAAGAAUAUCACCCAGCAACCUGCUCGUCGCGGCAGAGGUCGUCCCAAGAAGGAGACAUUCUUUGCGGUUGAGAAGCUAGUCAACAAGAAAGUGGACAAGGGCGGAGUGACCAAGUAUCACGUCAAGUGGGAGAAUUAUGCCGAUACAGAGAAUACUUGGGAACCCGUUGAAAACCUCAAGGGCUGCAUGCAUCUCGUCGAGGCAUACGACAAGAAGGAGGCUCGCAAUGCCAAACGACCCAAGAAGACGAAGAAAGCCUAA